Messenger RNA from Limulus polyphemus (Atlantic horseshoe crab), 5026 nucleotides. RefSeq names its product DNA topoisomerase 1-like. Gene Ontology annotation, cellular component: chromosome; nucleolus. The record is from RefSeq and is a predicted model, not a curated record. Lineage: Eukaryota; Metazoa; Arthropoda; Merostomata; Xiphosura; Limulidae. The coding region runs from base 1313 to 2965 and encodes 550 amino acids. Gene Ontology annotation, biological process: DNA topological change; chromosome segregation; DNA replication. Gene Ontology annotation, molecular function: DNA topoisomerase type I (single strand cut, ATP-independent) activity; DNA binding. The transcript has 18 exons.
ACUUGAAAAAAGUUUAUAACUAAAGGUAUGUUAUUUAAAGUUGUUAUUGCUUGAUUUUAUGGUUUAGGUCAGGAAUGUGACAGGUAUUAUUUUAAGGCUGUUUAAAGAUAUGAGUGUUUUUUGGGGUUGAAUUUACUUUGGCGGAUCAGGGACCAACUAAUAUUACUGUAGCACCAAAGUUUGAUUUUGGAUCUACAAUGUUUGACCAUGAUGACCUUAAUGGGAUGCAGAAACCAAUAACGAAUGGACUGUCUGCAGAUGUAUCUAAUAAUGUGCCUCACAAAAAUAAAUCUAAGUUGUCUAGUCCUAGUAAGUCGGACGAGUCAAAAGACAAUAGCAUCAGAGUACAUUCACAUAAAACCGGUUCUUCCAGUAAACUCCAUGUGCAUAAAGGGCAUUCAAAACUUUCUUUAAACUCAAAGGAAAAUUCACCCGAGACUAAAUCUUCAAAUUCCUGUGACUAUUCUAAACAUAAAGAAAAAACUGAAGGCCUGGAUAGGUCGAAUUCUUCUGUUUUGGAAACUGAAGAUUUCAUUGAUAAUGCGAAAGAUUCUUUGUGUAAGUUUAGUGAUAGCUUUUCUUCAAAACUUGAUAGUGCUGAAAAUGUCUUUAAAUCAAAAAAUAGUUCAAAAACUAAAGGUGGUUUAAAGCUAAAUCAGAAUAUGGACAACAUAAAAGCAAAGAAAGAACAUGAAAAAACCAAAAAAGAAAAGCACAAAUCAGAAGAGUCGGACAACAAACACCUCAGUAAGAAGUCAAAUAAGCACAAUUCUUCACUGGAAAAAGUAAAAAGUACAAGUAAGAAAAGUAAAAAAGUAGUGGGGAAAAACGUAAAAAGAAGAAGAAGAAAAAGAAUAAGAGUGAGGGGGAACUUGAAGAGGAAUUUGUAUUGAAAGAAUUUGAAGAAUCAAAGAGUGAAGGAGAUGCAUAUUGUGCAGUGGAAGAUGAGGUUGUAUGUAAGGAUGAGAAAGAUCAUUCUUCCCACGAUGUGAAAGAAGAAAGUCCUCUGAAAAUAAAAAUAAAACAAGAAUUGGGGGGUUCAGCAAGUGAUGACGAUGUGCCCUUGGCUACAAGGAAGAAGAAUAUCGCUGAGAAAACCAGAGAAGUGAAAAUUAAAAGGGAGAGAGAUGAUGACUUGGAUGAUGAAUCAUUAAUUGCACGAGCACCACACAAGGCUAAGAAAACUGAGAUUGAUAACUCGAAGGAGAAGGUAAAAACAGAAAAGAAGAAAUAUCAAAAAGAUAUAGAAAACAGAAAGAGAAAAGCAGAAGAUGAAGAUUUAAAGCCCUCCAAAAAAAUUAAAAAGGAAAAAAUGGAAAACAGUGAAACUGAAAACCCAAAGAAGAGAAAAAAACAAGAUGAACAAGAAGUUUGGAAAUGGUGGGAAGAAGAGAAGCAUGCGGAAGGUGUGAAAUGGAAGACACUUCAGCAUAACGGUCCGGUACUUGCGCCACCGUAUGAAUUAUUACCAAAAUCUGUCAAGUUUUAUUAUGCUGGCGAGCACAUGGUCUUAAGUCCGGAAACUGAAGAGGUGGCUGGAUUUUAUGCAAAGAUGCUCGACCACGAAUAUGUUACAAAAACCAUCUUCAACACCAACUUUUUCAAAGAUUGGAGGAAGGUGAUGACCCCAGAGGAAAAGGAAGUUAUUGUGGACUUAAAUAAGUGUAAUUUUAAAGAAAUAGCAGAAUACUACACGGCAAAGGCAGAAGAGAAGAAAAACAUGACAAAAGAAGAAAAACUUGUGAGAAAAGAUUUCAUAAUUAUGAAAGAUGGAAACUUAAACUAUUGUAAAAUUAUUACUAAGUUUGAUAUAAUUAUAAACAUAGGACAUGAAGCAUGUGUCCCUAAGCCUCCCGAGGGACACAAGUGGAAAGAAGUUAGAUACGACAGUACUGUUACUUGGCUUGCCUGCUGGGUAGAAAACAUUCUGGGCUCCACAAAAUACAUCAUGUUAAAUCCUAGCUCAAAGUUAAAGGGUGAGAAGGAUUGGCAGAAGUACGAAGUAGCUCGCAAGUUGUAUCAACAUGUUGACAGAAUCAGGAAUGGAUACAUGGAAGAUUGGAAGUCAAAGGAAAUGAGAGUUAGACAGAGAGCCGUUGCGCUUUACUUUAUUGACAAGCUUGCCCUUCGAGCUGGUAACGAGAAAGAAGAGGGAGAAAGUGCUGACACCGUUGGUUGCUGCUCGCUCCGUGUCGAACACAUUACCUUGCACGACGAGAGAGACGGUAAAGAAUUUGUGGUAGAGUUUGAUUUCCUCGGUAAGGACUCCAUUCGUUAUGUCAACAGUGUUGCUGUAGAAAAGCGUGUAUUUAAGAACCUAAAACUCUUCAUGGAAAAUAAACAGCCUGGUGACGACCUGUUUGAUCGUCUGAGUACAACUGUAUUGAACAAAUACCUCAAUGAUUUGAUGGAAGGAUUAACAGCCAAAGUUUUCAGAACCUUUAAUGCCUCAAGAACACUACAAGAACAGCUUGAGCUCCUUACCAAAGAAAGUAUGUCACUUCCUGAAAAGAUGCUAGCAUAUAACAGGGCUAAUCGUGCCGUAGCCAUCCUUUGUAACCAUCAACGAGCAAUUCCUAAAACUUUUGACAAGUCCAUGCAAAACCUGAAAAGCAAGAUUGAUGAAAAACAAAGCCAGAUUAAGGAGUUUAAAAAGGAGUUAAAGGAGGCCAAAAAAGCAUACAAAGCCAGCGAUGCUGCUAAAGAUAAAGUAGUCUUGGAUCGCAAGAAAAAAAGAUUGGCACAAUUAGAAGAUCAACUUAGAAAAUUGGACGUGCAAGCUACAGACAAAGAAGAAAAUAAACAGAUAGCUUUAGGCACCUCUAAGUUGAACUAUUUAGAUCCUAGGAUUACUGUUGCAUGGUGCAAGAAAUGGGAUGUGUCUGUUGAGAAGGUCUACAAUAAAACUCAAAGGGAGAAGUUUCGAUGGGCUAUUGAAAUGGCCGGACCAGAUUUUAUAUUUUGAACAUUUUGUUCACUGUUAACUACUGACAAAAAAAAAAAGCCGUGAAACUCACUAGUCAAUAGCCAGUCUAUAUUUGUUCUCAAUGCUGGUACCAACUGAUAUUUUUACUUAAUCUGUGUAAUAGUGUAACUUUUGCUUAAGUAUGACAGUAGUGUUAUAGAACUAGAUCCCCAGACUAUGACGGGAGGUAUUUCUUACCUUGAUUGGUUCCAUGUUGUUCAGAAACAACUCUUCUCGACUGUUGAUGUUUGUUCUUGUUAUCCGUUAUUAAGUAAAGUUUGUAAAGGUUCUGAUAUGAUAGUCUGUUGCUAAUUCUUUACAUGAAGAACAUGGAAAAAGAACUUAACCUUUUAAGAUCUAGUGCAAUAAGAAUUUGUAAUUUUUUCCAUGCGUUAUUAGCUGAAGCAGUAUAAUUCUCGCCAGUAGCUGUAAUCUAGUGGGAAAAGUCAAUUGUUCUUUUUAAAUCUGUGUAUUAUCAGACUAACUGAACCAGUUUCUCGUUGUUUUCUAUUUCAAAUUGUAUUGUUCCUUAUUUAUGUCUUGAUCUGUAUUGUUCUUGAUAUUUAUGUAUUAGUAAAACUAUUGUGUGAAGGGCAUGUUUAUUUAAUGACGUAUGUAGCUAGAUGUGGGUUACAUUUAUUAAGAAACAGAGGACUUGUCAAACUUCGAAUUUAUUAAAAGGUGACAAGGUGUAUUAUUACACAAAUUUUGAUAUCCUUAAGCUACGCAUUAGCUUUAUAUGUGUUGAAAUUUGUGAUAUUUUUUUCUAGUCAACUCUAGCAUGUACGGUGAAAUAUGUUCAUAAAUAUGCACUCGGUUUUAAACAGUUCCUAAAGUUUGAAAGAAUUCAUUGUUAUAUAGCAUAUUCAUAAAACCAACAAAUAAUUAUCUAUACUUUUUGUUUCUAUUUAACUAUAAUGAAGAUUGAAUCUAUGACGGAUAAUUUCUGUGAUAAAGAAUAUCUCGAACACUUCCAGUUUUGUUGUAUUCUUUUCGUUUGAAACUAUUUUUGUAGCACAGUAACAGAGAAAUUGUGGAUAAUACUGGAUAGUGGAUACAAAUUUCUUUGAAAGAUGUGUUGUUUCAUUCAUAGACUAUUCAAUAUGUAUAAAAGUAAUAGUUUUGUAUUUUAGCAUAGUCUUGUAGUUAUACUAUGGGACGUUGAAAGAGCUAGUGUACUCGAGGAACUGGAAACGACUACAAAACUUGGGUACCAAUAAUAGUUCAAAACUUUAACGAUGUGAAUUUUUAUACUGAUUCUGAUCUUUUCUUAAUAAACUUACGAUGAUAGUCUCUGUUGUAAAAUUUGUAACAUAAUUAAACUUACUUUCACAACCCAUCCCAUAUUCUUGUUUUUCUUCAAAAUAUGGUUUAACAGUUUCAAUCAAAUUUGGCUUAUAAAGAAGUCAAAGAAUAUUCAGGUGAAAUAAAACAGUCGUUUAUUCUAUAAUAUAUCAAUGUUUAUUGGUAAUUAAACAAGGUUUCAUAAAAACACAGGUGGUAACCUUUGUGUUCCGGUAGUGUUAAAAGUAACGAACAUUUUUAUGAAUUUAAUGACGGCAAUAAAAAUAAAAUGGCUACUUUUAUUUGUAAUUGUGCGUGGUGAAUGUAACACAGUUGUUAGACUUCUAAAUAAAAACAUGGACACCAGUAGUGAGAUUUCAGAAUUAUUUCCUUUUAGUGUUUAUAAAAUAUUGGUUUGUAAUACAUAUGCCCAGAACUAAAUGUUCCUUUUUGAGAUAGUAUAUAAAUGUAUUGUUACCAUUAUUCCAUGUUUAUAACACCUGAGUGUAUGUAUAAUACGUUUUAUGUCAGUUUGGGUAUGUUUGCAUCUAAAAAAAAAAAAAGUUCAAAUUUAUUUUUAAUAUUCUUGGCCAAAAUGUAGUCAUUCUUCUUAAGUUUUUAAACCUAAGGUGUAAAAACUGUAAGUGGCAGUAAAUUUUAAACACUAAAUAAAAAAUCUGAAGCAAGAUUUGAAAAAAAAAAACAAUCAUAAUGAACGUAAUGUACGAAUUCGAUGUUACCUGAACAAAAUGAGAUUAAAAAAGUUUUUGGAUAAAA